Molecule: messenger RNA, 1488 nt
Organism: Verticillium alfalfae VaMs.102
Lineage: Eukaryota; Fungi; Ascomycota; Sordariomycetes; Glomerellales; Plectosphaerellaceae
Product: vacuolar membrane zinc transporter
Exons: 4
Coding region: 1-1488 (495 amino acids)
Biological process (GO): zinc ion transmembrane transport
Cellular component (GO): membrane
Molecular function (GO): zinc ion transmembrane transporter activity
Source: RefSeq, a predicted model, not a curated record
AUGUCCGACGCCAUGGAGCCUGCGUCUCUGGACAAUGACACGCGUGGAUGGAUCAUGUGCCUGGUCAGCGGCAUUGCUUGUGUCGUCGGUGCGAGUAUCAUCUACGUUGACCUGCUCAUUUGUCGACUCCCCGGCAAGCGAGAUUUUCGCAUCCAGGACAGCAAUGUCUUCCUCGCGUGCGCUCUCAGCUUGAGCUUCGGUGUCAUGCAAUUCUCCGCGCUCUACAGCAUGCUCCCCGAAGCCAAGUCCUAUCUCAAAGAAGGCGGUUACUCCGAUCAGAUUGCCGGCGCCAUUCUCAUGGGCUGCUUCAUCGGCGGCUUUGUCGGCAUUCAGGCCGUCUCGCGAGUAUUGCACCAAUUCAUGCCGUCCCACGUUGUCGACUUGCGAUCACACCCACGACGAGAACGGAACACCGCUCCCGAAAGCCUCAGUCGCAAAACGUCCUUCGCGCGUCAGCGACCGCCCUUACGCAUCCACAAGCAUGAUGCCGACGAACGCCGAUGGCCAUGGACAAUGGCCAUGACCAUGGACACCCUCACGGACAUGCCACCCUCACGCCAACGGAGCCGCCCACGAGUCGACCCCGCUGCUCAACACGCUGUCCGAGGAAGGCAGUGCCAGGCCUGCAUCGGGGAGACGACUGACCACGAGACAGACCAUGCCGGCCAGGACGGUGGAGGGCCCUGCUUCGGCUACACGGAUCCCUGCGGACAAGAGUGCUUCAAGCAUCUGGGCAGCCGCUCCGCGGCCUCGUCGCGGCAUUCCACCGUGGUCCGCCCCUCGACCGGCCACUUUCCUCCAACCUCGAGCGGACCGCACAGUCGCGAACGGGAAGAAGACAUGGAAUCGAUAGGGUCUCCUGCCAGCCCGCGACACCCCAGGAGCCGCACGGCGUCUCGCGAACCCUUGAACGGGAACCUCGAGGAGGCUGACACCGAGGUGCAGAGUGAGGACUGCUCCUCUAUGGAGGAAGACGUCGAGGCGCAGCACCAUCACCACGUCCCUACCAAUGCGUUUCUCUCGCUCGGCCUGCAGACCUCUAUUGCCAUCGCCCUGCACAAGUUUCCCGAGGGUUUCAUCACCUACGCCACCAACCACGCGAACCCGAGCCUGGGCUUUAGCGUCUUCAUGGCUCUUUUCGUUCACAACAUCAGUGAGGGUUUCGCCAUGGCCCUCCCGCUCUACAUGGCUCUUGGGUCCCGUCUUCGGGCUCUGCUAUGGUCCUCCCUCCUAGGCGGUCUCUCGCAGCCCCUAGGCGCUGCCAUUGCCGUGCUCUGGUUUCGCAUUGCCAACCACACCCACAUGGCUCCCAGCGCUGUCGCCUACGCAUGCAUGUUCGCCGUCACCGCGGGCAUCAUGGUCAGCGUGGCGCUGCAGCUUUUCGUCGAGGCGCUCUGCCUCGACCACAACCGCAACCUCUGCAUCUUCUUCGGCUUUCUGGGCAUGGCGCUGCUCGGCGUCAGCAGCGCGAUUGCAUCGGCGCAUUGA